Messenger RNA from Haliotis rubra (blacklip abalone), 396 nucleotides. RefSeq names its product anionic trypsin-2-like. The record is from RefSeq and is a predicted model, not a curated record. Lineage: Eukaryota; Metazoa; Mollusca; Gastropoda; Lepetellida; Haliotidae. Gene Ontology annotation, molecular function: serine-type endopeptidase activity. The transcript has 3 exons. Gene Ontology annotation, biological process: proteolysis. Bases 1 to 396 code for a protein of 131 amino acids.
AUGAACCAUCCGUCAUUCAACCCUAUCACGUUGGAAUAUGACACGGGUUUGAUGGAACUUGCAGUUCCUCCACAAAUACAACGGCCAGAAAUCAACUUCGGCUGUGUUGCCGCCAGCAGCCCGUCAUCAGGAACCAUAUGCUAUGUUAUUGGAUGGGGUACCACAUCCGUAGAAAGUGCCCCAUCAGACAUGCUACAAGUAGUGGACAAGCCAAUCAUGUCCCAGCAAACGUGUGAAGGUAUCUAUGGUACUGAUUUUCACAACUUUUCAAUGCUGUGUGCAGGCUAUCCACAAGGAGGGAAGGAUUCUUGCAAGUUAGAUAGCGGAGGGCCAUUAAUGUGCUAUUACAACAGCCGUAUGGAUAUUAUCUGUAUGUUUAUUGAAAUUCCUAUUUGA